AAAACGGCCAUGCAGAUGCCGGCACGUUGCUCAUGUGCUAUGCCAGACGCAGGGUCGUGGAUCCAGCUCACUACAAGAAGUCGCUCAGGCCCUUGUAAACUAAAUUUGUUCCUGCGUGCAUUCAUUCUCAAUCAACAUUUCACUCGUUUGCAAAAUGCGUUGCCUCUAUUCCUUGGCAUGUUGGUUCUUCCUCAUGUUGGUCUCCAACGGGGCUGCUGAGGAACCCCAGCAAGAUUCUACAGGCGUCUUGGACUUUGGUCUAGUCUUUCCACGCAAUGAGUCGACCUUCGUUCCCUCUUUGAUGACGCCUUUUGUUUUCUCAUUCCGAAACCCCGAACUUUUUCCUACUCUUCAACCUUAUGCUAUCUAUGAGAUCUACAAUUACAGUAAUACUAGCCAAUUUAUGUUUGACGGCAGACUCGACACAAUCAAUCUCAAUCUCUCGGCCAACCAUGAUCCUCACCUCGAAGUCCGUUACCAUCGGUACUUGGAUCUCGAAGGCAAAUGGCUUAUGAUGCUCACUACUGGCAUUCUCAAUUGUGUCGAGGAUCGCUAUCACUACUACAACGAUUCACACUAUAUUGACGCCAACUAUACCAAGACCAACAUUACCUUCACUACAAAGGGCCCUUCAGGACAGGUCGACCUCGCUGCUGAGACAAGCGACAAGAAUUGUUCAUCCCCAGUCGGACUCGCCAUCGAUGUCCAAAACACGAUCAAGGUCCCGGAGGGUGAUGACCGUGCCGACGAGAUGGUAGCAGGGGUCUGCGCAGUCGAGCCUCUGGUAACUCGGACAGACAAGUGUGUCGCCGUGACGCCUGCGGCUGCAUCAAGCAUCGUCGCCGAAAUGACUUGGCGGGUGUGCGGCAGCAUCGCCAACAGGUCGGAGAUCCCGGAAAGUUGGGGUUGCAAACCACUGGAUUGGAAAGAUGAUAGUAUAGGAGUGCGAAUUGCUUCUGGAGGGACCACCUUGGUAGCAUUCUUACUGGGAGCUCUAGCCUAUAUCUUGUAAUACGACUCUAGCUCAUACCUCGCAUACUAGUUAGAAUAAUCCGAUAAAGUCUGUCUGCUCUCUAAUAAACUACAAAGUAGAACACGGUUAUUCAACCAACGAUGGCUC
Molecule: messenger RNA, 1120 nt
Organism: Fusarium verticillioides 7600
Lineage: Eukaryota; Fungi; Ascomycota; Sordariomycetes; Hypocreales; Nectriaceae
Exons: 1
Coding region: 155-1012 (285 amino acids)
Source: RefSeq, a predicted model, not a curated record